UAGGCCAGUCUGGGAUCGAGACGGAGGUCUAGGUGCACGUUGGAAAAAUGGCGCAGUUGGAAGACCAAGACAUUUUCAACGACGGCGAGGAGGCGCUGGGCGAAGAGGUAUUACGGAUGAGCAUAGAUGAAAUCAUCAGCAGAACCAGACUGCUGGAGAAUGACAUCAAGAUCAUGAAGAGCGAGACGUCUCGGAUAAGCCAUGAGCAGCAGGGAAUGAAGGAGAAGAUAAAGGAGAACUCGGAGAAGAUCAAGGUGUUCAAAGUACUGCCGUAUCUCGUCUCAAAUGUUGUGGAGUUGCUGGACAUCACCCCGGGCGACCAGGAGGAGGAGGAGGGAGGACACAUGGACCUGGAUGCACAGAGGAAGGGGAAGGCAGCUGUUAUCAAGACCUCCACCCGACAAACAUAUUUCCUGCCGGUCAUUGGACUAGUGGACCCAGCCAAACUCUCUCCUGGAGACCUAGUGGGUGUCAAUAAAGACUCUUACCUCAUUCUGGACACACUGCCACCAGAGUAUGACUCCAGGGUCAAGGCCAUGGAGUUGGAUGAGAGACCCACAGACCAGUACGGAGACAUCGGGGGACUCGACAAACAGAUCGAGGAAUUGGUAGAGGCCAUCGUUCUACCAAUAACUCACAAGGACAGGUUUAAGAACAUCGGCAUCCAGCCACCUAAAGGAGUACUGCUGUAUGGUGUACCAGGGACCGGUAAAACUCUGCUGGCCAGAGCAUGUGCAGCCCAGACUAAGAGCACGUUUUUGAAGCUGGCUGGACCUCAGUUGGUGCAGAUGUUUAUUGGAGACGGAGCUAAGAUGGUGAGAGAUGCCUUUGCCUUGGCCAAAGAGAAAGCUCCUGCAAUUAUCUUCAUAGACGAGUUGGAUGCCAUUGGAACAAAGAGGUUUGCUAGUGAGAAGGAGGGAGACAGAGAGGUACAGAGGACAAUGUUGGAACUCCUCAACCAACUGGAUGGGUUUUCAUCUCACAGUGACAUCAAGGUGAUAGCAGCAACUAACAGAGUGGACACCUUGGACCCAGCUCUCCUCAGGUCAGGGAGACUCGACAGGAAGAUCGAGUUCCCCCUCCCGACAGUCGAGGCUCGGGCACACAUUUUGAGGAUCCACUCUCGCAAGAUGAACGUUAGCUCUGACGUCAACUUUGACGAGUUGGCCAGGUGUACAGAUGAUUUCAAUGGGGCCCAGCUGAAGGCAGUGUGUGUGGAGGCUGGGAUGAUAGCUCUGAGGAGAGAGGCAGAGGAGCUGGCCCACGAGGACUACAUGGACGGUGAGAGAGUGUUGAGUAUUGAGUGAAAUGUUUCAGUGAAAAUAUUUCAUGGUUGGGCUGUUAAUUUCAAGCAAUCACAUUUUGUAUCCUUGUUGCUCCCCCAAAAGUGAUUGGGGAGUUAACUGUUUGAGGAGACAAGCCGAUUCUAGCUUUUCACUGAGUAGCUAGAGUUGAUCUAUACGGCAAAUAAGAGGCUUAUUAUGUGUAAGUAUAUAGGAAAGCGGAGAGUUCAAAGUGCCUUUUUUGCCCAGUUUGGAGCCCCAUUGAGAGCCAGCUGUCUACCAGGCUACAGUAGUCACUCUGUCUGUAGUGGGAGACGGUUUGGAGGGAGGAAUGUAGUUGAGGGCCACAGUGCAAUAGUGUAGUGCAUACUUUGCUGCUAGAUUAUAGUCUAGAUUGUGAGGGACUGUAUGUAUAUGCCAGGAUACACUGGACACUGUAAAAUGGGGUACGUUUUGAAGAGAGAAAAACUUACCUUUGGGAGUGCAAUAGAGUAGUGCAUAUAUACUGUCCUAAAUACUAGAUGGUGAGGUGCAACUACAUAUCAUUAUGCCAGGAUACGGUACACACUGUAUAUAUAGUGGGAACGUUUUGAAGGGAGAAAAUUGUAUUUUGAGAGUCAUGAUAUUGGUAGUGCAUAAUUGGUUCAGAUAGUGAGGGACAGCAGCUGUCUCAGAGAUAAUAUUGGGCAGUGGAAAAUGUAUUGGAGGGAGGAAGUGGUUUCGCAUUCAGGGCCAUAGUGCAUGCUUCCCUGAAUAAGUUUGAAUGGUGAGAGAGAUAUAGGGUUUUAUGUUUCUAGGAAAGGGCAUCGAUGGUAUGUACUUCCCUGAGUAAGAGGGUGAAAAUGAGUUUUCCUGGUGUUGUUUGGCUUUGCUUUGCCUUGCAGCUUUGCAUUUCCAUGUGUGAAGGUUUUCUCUGAAAUUUCAGAAGUGAGCAAUCCUGCAAUAGUUCUCUUUCUCUCGCCACCCUCCCCUUCUUUUUGCCAGGAAUUCUUGAAGUGCAAGCUAAGAAGAAAACUAAUCUUGUCUACUAUGCGUGAGCCUCAAAUCUUCUCUAGCACCUGACUGUCAUGUGACAGUCUCUCAUCUAUUAUGACAUCAUAUUGCAUCAUUCUGUAUCAUAAUUAUAACUCUCCUGUGUUGUUGUAUGAAUGUGUUUUCUACUGGCAGACCGGCAAGUAUUAUAGCCAUUGCAAGCAAUCUCAUUUUACUGCAUGUAUCCUCGUUGCUCCCCCAAAAGUGAACUGUAACCCCGCACCCCUUUUUGCAGUACUGUGAUUUCCAGCCCCUGUUUCUGCGAUCACAUUUGUGACCAGUUCAC
Molecule: messenger RNA, 2601 nt
Organism: Geodia barretti
Lineage: Eukaryota; Metazoa; Porifera; Demospongiae; Tetractinellida; Geodiidae
Source: the annotation of a GenBank genome assembly